AUGCGCGCGGCGGAACUGAAGGCAUACGCGGAAAGUCCGCGCAACUGGGCGGAGCUCGCGGAAGCGUUCAACAGCAGCAGCCGGUUCGCGCGGCUGCGGAGCAUCCGCGUGGCGGUCGCGGGGCGCAACGCGUUUGUCCGCGUGGAGUGCGGCACGGGCGACGCGAUGGGCAUGAACAUGGUUUCCAAGGGCACCGCGAGCGUGCUCGGCGCGCUGCGGGACGCGUUCCCGGAUAUGCGCGUUGUGAGCAUGUCGGGAAACUACUGCGCGGACAAGAAGGCGACUGCGGUCAACUGGAUACACGGCCGCGGGAAAUCUGUUGUCUGCGAAGCCACCAUUCCCGGCCACGUGGUACGUUCCCCCCCGCCCUGCCCCCACCCGCUCCCUGCCUCCAUACGUACUGCGAUCCUCUCUUUCCCCUUUGCUCGAUCCAUGUCGGGGAAUUACUGCGCGGAUAAGAAGGCGACUGCCGUUAACUGGAUACACGGCCGCGGGAAAUCCGUCGUCUGCGAGGCUACUAUCCCCGGCCACGUGGUACGUUCCCCGCCUUUCCCCCUUGCCCCCUUCUCCGGCCCCUUACUGCGGUCAACUGGAUCCACGGGCGCGGGAAAUCUGUCGUCUGCGAAGCCACCUUCCCCGGCCACGCGGUACGUUCCUCCCCGCCCUUCCCCGCCCCUCUUUUCCCACCCCCAUUACUCUCCCUACAAUCCCGGCCUCCUCACCCUCCUCCCCUCCCGGCACCCUGCCCUCCGCACUCUCCUGCCCUCCGCACCCUCCUGCCCUCCUCCCCACCCUCCCCCGCCUCCCCCGACCUUGCUUUCCCACUCCCCUUGCCCUCCCCGACACCCUGCCCUACCCUCCUCCUCACCCCUCUGCCCUCACUCCCCUGUCCUUCUCACCCCUCUGCCCUCACUCCCCUGUCCUCCUCACCCCUCUGCCCUCACUCCCCUGUCCUUCUCACCCCUCUGCCCUCACUCCCCUGUCCUUCUCACCCCUCUGCCCUCACUCCCCUGUCCUUCUCACCCCUCUGCCCUCACUCCCCUGUCCUCCUCACCCCUCUGCCCUCACUCCCCCUGUCCUCCUCACCCCUCUGCCCUCACUCCCCUGUCCUUCUCACCCCCCUGCCGUCCUCAUUCCCUCCUCUCCUCACCCCCUGUCCUCCCCCCCUGUCCCUCCAUUCCUCCUGCCUCUUCACCUUCCGACCCUCCCGACCCCUUCGAGCUCAACACAGUGAAGAACCUCGUGGGUUCGGCCAUGGCGGGCGCGGUGGGCGGCAGGCAACGCGCACGCGAGCAACAUCGUCACGGCCGUCUUCCUGGCGACGGGGGUGGUGUGGUGGAAUCGGUGCUAAAGACAACGGUUGCCGCCCUGGUGGAGCUAAACACGGUGAAGAACCUGGUUGGUUCCGCCAUGGCGGGCGCGGUGGGCGGCAGCAACGCGCACGCGAGCAACAUCGUCACGGCCGUCUUCCUGGCGACGGGGCAGGACCCCGCGCAGAACGUGGAGAGCCUGGUGGUUUUUGCAUGCCUCAACCGCUCUGUACUCCUCUGUCUUCCCAUUCCUCCGUUGAUCCCCCUGCUGCUCCUCCGUGUUCUCGCAGGGUCGGCCAUGGCGGGCGCGGUGGGUGGAUGCAACGCGCACGCGAGCAACAUCGUCACGGCCGUCUUUCUCGCCACGGGACAGGACCCCGCGCAGAACGUGGAGAGCUCGCAGUGCCUCACGCUUCUCGAAGCCGCGAAUAACGGCGAAGAUCUGCACGCCUCGGUGACCCUGCCUGCGAUUGAAGUCGGCACUGUUGGGGGAGGAACGUUCCUCGCACCGCAGUGCCUCACACUGCUUGAGAGCGCCAAUAACGGCACCUAUCUGCACGCGUCUGUCCCGCUCCCCGCGAUUGUAGUGGGCACUGUUGGCGGAGGAACCUUCCUCGCACCGCAGGCAGCAGCACUGGCCUUGCUGGGCGUGAAGGGCGCCCACAGGACACAGCCAGGGCUGGCAGCUGGCGCGGGUGGUGGCGGCAGCAGUGCUGGCGGGGAGCUCUCGCUCUGCUCUGGAGGCGAAUUAAACUCAUCUCUAUCCACCCCUACCUGCUUUCUUGCUACCUUCCCUCACACAGGCUGCCGCUUUGGCUUUGUUGGGAGUGAAGGGCGCCCACAGAACGCUGCCGGGGCUGAAGGCGCAGCAGCUGGCGCGGGUGGUGGCAGCAGCAAAUGA
Molecule: messenger RNA, 2211 nt
Organism: Closterium sp. Naga37s-1
Lineage: Eukaryota; Viridiplantae; Streptophyta; Zygnematophyceae; Desmidiales; Closteriaceae
Source: the annotation of a GenBank genome assembly